Molecule: messenger RNA, 659 nt
Organism: Helianthus annuus (common sunflower)
Lineage: Eukaryota; Viridiplantae; Streptophyta; Magnoliopsida; Asterales; Asteraceae
Exons: 2
Coding region: 15-659 (214 amino acids)
Source: RefSeq, a predicted model, not a curated record
AAUUAUUCAGUGCCAUGAUGGUUUUAAGUGAUCGUCAGAAAGAGUCUAUUAAGGCAAUGGGUUUCGGGGGCUUGUUAGGUCUGAGUGUCAAUGGGAUUCCUGAGAAGUUAGCCUUCCAUGUGGUGGAUAGUUUUGAUGCGAAGUCGAUGACGUUAAACAUAGGUAACGCCAGCCUGGUGGUUGACGCGGGGUUGAUUAGCAAAUUGUUAGGGAUACGAAACACAGGUUUGAGGUUUGCUGAUGUCGAGGUAGCCAAGACGCUUCCUCCAUCGUUGAAGGCGUGGCGGGCACGCUUCCCACCAACAACUUACGUAGCCCCUUCACUGAUUUCGGCCGAAAUACAGAAGGACACCUAUUCGGACAUGGCGUUUUUUCGUACCGAUUUUGCCUUGCUUUUCCUCACUGCGAUGGGCAGUUCACAGCAGAACGGUUAUGUCAAAGACAAGAUUUUGAAGCGUUUGACAGCGGAAACAAGAUACGAAGAUUACAAUUGGUGUGAAUUCAUUAUCGAGUGUUUGAGGAAGUGUAAGAAAAAAUGGAGGCCAUCGGACCCCAAGUGUUGCUGGGUUGGGCCGUUGACGGUCCUGACGUUGUUGUAUGUAAACUGCACGCAGCAGCCAGCGUGUGACAACUCGAACUUAAGACUCACUUUAAUGUAA